AUGGAGGACCAGCUGCUGUGCUGCGAGGUGGACUCCAUCAGGAGAGCCUACCAGGACGUCAACCUGCUCAACGACCGAGUUCUACACACCAUGCUAAAGGCCGAGGAAAACUACCUACCGUCGCCAAACUACUUCAAGUGUGUUCAGAAAGAAAUUGUACCCAAAAUGAGGAAAAUAGUGGCCACCUGGAUGUUAGAGGUCUGCGAGGAACAGAAAUGUGAGGAGGAGGUUUUUCCGCUGGCUAUGAACUAUUUGGACAGAUUUCUAUCAGUGGAGGCCACCAGGAAAACAAGACUACAGCUACUGGGAGCUACAUGCAUGUUUCUAGCAUCCAAGAUGAAGGAAACCGUGCCCCUAACAGCGGAGAAACUCUGUAUCUACACGGACAACUCGGUCCAGCCCGGAGAACUGCUGCAAAUGGAGCUGCUAGUUCUCAACAAGCUGAAAUGGGAUCUGGCUUCAGUCACGCCUCACGACUUCAUCGAGCACUUCCUGUCCAAGCUGAAGAUCUGCCCGUCCACCAAGCAGAUCCUCAGGAAACAUGCCCAGACCUUCGUGGCUCUCUGUGCUACAGAUGUCAAUUUCAUCGCCAGUCCUCCAUCCAUGGUGGCGGCGGGUAGCGUGGUGGCAGCUGUUCAAGGUCUCUACCUGAAGAGCCAAGAUGCCUCCUUAUCCUCCCAGAACCUCACCAACUUCCUGUCACAGGUCAUUCGCAGUGACCCGGACUGCUUGCGGUCAUGUCAGGAGCAGAUCGAGUCCCUGCUGGAGUCCAGCCUGCGGCAAGCUCAGCAACACAGCAACACAACAGAAACCAAACACGUGGACGAGGACGUGGACCUAUCCUGCACCCCGACAGAUGUCAGAGAUAUCAACAUCUGAAAUGACUGACAACAGCGUUGCACGAUAACCUGAUGAUCGAGGGAAAGUUGUCGACAGAGGGUGGUGAUGGGCUGGCUGAACUCGGCCUCCCCUCCUCCACCUUCUUCCCGGUGGGCUGCUAUCAUGGCCGACAUGUCACUCACAUGCCCGCUGUCCGCUAAGGCUGCCAAGACGGGACAGAGAGUCCCCCGCCCUGCAACAACCCCCAAGUCACAUUUCCUGCCAGUGUCCCCUCCCUUUUCUGGGAAAAUAAAUGAACACUACAGAAAUGUACAAGAGAGAAAAGACACUGAAUACUGAUGACCUGCGUGGGCUGGAGUUGAAGCCACAAAACAGACAUUUUAGUCUAUCUUUUUUCUUAUUCCCUCAAAUAUAAAACUAGGAAUCUUUAAAUAACCGCACACUCAACUUGCCUACUAAAACAUCCCAAAGUGUCAUGUACAGUAGGACCUUGUCGUCUGUCUUCAGGUCUUCAUCUGAAAUCUGACUUUUUGUUUUGUUUUCAUGUUUCAGACUUCCUGUCCAAGCUCCCAUGUUUGUCUUGUUGCAGUGCAAACAUUCAUUUAUCCCUGCUUGCUUAUGUUUAGUCACUUUAUCAUAUAUAAUUUUAGACCUCUUUAUCAAUUAUUCUUAUGCCUCUUUUCUUCCAAGCUUUUUGUGUUUCAAACAAAGUGUAGUGUGAGACGCUGUGUUUAUGACGUUAGUGACAGUGGGCUGCUGAUGUUGAGGCAUGUGUGAUUCUUUGUUCAUUGGUUGACAACAGCUGCUUUUACCCAUUUCAGCUUGCUGUAAUUUGAUAAGAUCAAAUCGAUGCGCAACCAAGCAGAGCAAUCCAGCCUGUUAUGUAUAUUUUCUCUGUGUAGUUAUACCUAAACCAUUCCAACUUUGUUUCUAAAAAAAAAAAAAAAAAAAAAAAAAAAAA
Messenger RNA from Cottoperca gobio, 1801 nucleotides. RefSeq names its product cyclin D1 (gene ccnd1). Lineage: Eukaryota; Metazoa; Chordata; Actinopteri; Perciformes; Bovichtidae. The transcript is spliced from 5 exons. The coding region runs from base 1 to 879 and encodes 292 amino acids. The record is from RefSeq and is a predicted model, not a curated record.